AAUGGAUUUCACUUUCAAACACUAGGCACUUUUCCUUUUCCAUUUUGCUUCAAUGGCCCCUGUCCUCCGGAACCCGUCCAAGAAGAAGCUCGGCCGCCCCAAAGUGCGAAAGACAAAGAAGUGUUGGCGUUGUCACAUUACCCUCAGUACACCCUACAAACUGAUCCAACACUUGAAGAGAAAGACAGGGUGCGGCCCAAAAGCCGUUGCCCGUCAAGUUGAAAAACGGAGAGCGGCUAGCCGCUUGUCGACGAAGAUCUACUCAAUUAAAAAAGAGUUGGACAAGGUGGGGUGGGACGAGUAUGAUGAGUUCGAGGUAGACGACGAGGAAACUAAAAACAACGACGAGGACGAAACCAUGGAAGGUGGAGAGCAUGGACAUCGUUAUGUAUGGGUAACGGAUUCCGACAAUCUCAGGCGCUCUAAGGAUCUAGCUACGGUGGAUUGGGAGGAAAUUAUCGACCUCCGCUAG
This is a messenger RNA of Phytophthora nicotianae INRA-310, 472 nucleotides long. RefSeq lists its product as hypothetical. The transcript has a single exon. The coding region runs from base 53 to 472 and encodes 139 amino acids. The record is from RefSeq and is a predicted model, not a curated record. Lineage: Eukaryota; Oomycota; Peronosporomycetes; Peronosporales; Peronosporaceae.